Piliocolobus tephrosceles (Ugandan red Colobus) is the source of this 1076-nucleotide messenger RNA. RefSeq lists its product as uncharacterized. The transcript has a single exon. Lineage: Eukaryota; Metazoa; Chordata; Mammalia; Primates; Cercopithecidae. The coding region runs from base 13 to 372 and encodes 119 amino acids. The record is from RefSeq and is a predicted model, not a curated record.
GUUUUUUCCCACAUGGCUCGCCAAGGCCGCCGUAGGGUCGGUUGGACGCCACGGAAAAUGCCCUGCGGGCGAGAGCGGCUGGCAGUGGGGCUGGUUUCAAGGCAGGGAAGAGCCAUCGCGCUGCCCUCCUCGGCUGGGAUGGCGAGACAGGGCUGGCACGGCUCACGCUGUCCAGUGCUUAGAAAACCGGUAAUAGCGGGCCCGAGGCGCUGCUCGCCGCAGUUUUUUGGCCCUGGGUUCCUUCAAGUGGAUCCAGCUUAUCGGUGUUUGUGGAUUUGGCUGCGUCCGCUCCGCACUUCGGAGGAGAUGGCGUUUCAUGGGAAGAAAUGCGCUCUAGCAGAUGGCCGCCGUGGCCAGUCAGCCCUGCUGUGACGGACGAAGACGCUGGCCACAGACCUCGGCUCCAAAGAAAUUUGCACAGCCCGGCGCCCUCGGCCUGCGCAGCCCCGCGGCCGCGGCGACGCCCGUUAGGAUGUAGGCCCUGUGGGAGCGAUGCCCUUCCUGGUUCCUAACCCACGGCCUGGAACAGCAGCUGGCCCGUGGCAAUGCUGAGCAAAUCUGAAGGAAUGGCUUCGCCGGUCCCUACAGAGUGCACCCGAGUUUUGUCGUAUAUACACAUACGUACUCUUUUUUUCCAAGUAUAUUUUAUUUCUUGGCAAACAUGGCCCUUUGUGAUCGCCGUGUUUCUCUCCUCCCAUCCAUUAUACAAUACUAAAUGAUCCAUCAUUCUUUGAACAAAUCAAGCCGUUUCACACCUGCAAUGCAAUUGUACCGACCGUGCUCUUCCCUCUACUGCUGCAACCCCCCAGGCAGAAGUCCUUUUCAUACUUCACAAAUUCCCACCCAGGCAGACUUCAAGCACCUUACCCCCUACCCCAUCCCACUCUGCCCAUCUCUAUUUGCUGUGGUCUGAACCCGCACAAAUGUCUAUGUAGUUUCUGCGCUGCGUAACAGUUUAUAUGACAGUUGCUUCAGCCGUUCUGUGAACUCCUGAGGGGAAGGACCAGGUCUUGCUAGUCAUUUUAUUUCUAAUGUCUAUCAUAUAGUAGAUGUUUAAUAAAUGCUAAGUUGAAUAA